AUGGAGACAGGUGGUUAUGUCAUGUUACUAGCGCUAGACCUUUUGAUACUUCACGGUGCCAUCGUCAAACGCCUGCCAUCUCUACGCAACAAACGCAAGACUGCAGGGCCAAUUAAUGUAGAGGCAGCAUCCACAGGUGGCGACAUCACUGCCGGUGACUACGUGGUCACCGUGAACGGUAUGAGUGUUGCCAAUACGGCGCAGUUCAAAUCGCUUGUCAGUAAGACGCCGCGGCCGAUCGUACUGCGCUUCCGACGCAAGUGUAAUGCAGCCUACGAUCUCUUUGGCGAGCGUGCACGGGAGGAUGGAGGAAAUGAUCUCUUUGGUUAG
Messenger RNA from Peronospora matthiolae, 330 nucleotides. Lineage: Eukaryota; Oomycota; Peronosporomycetes; Peronosporales; Peronosporaceae. The record is from the annotation of a GenBank genome assembly.